AAGAGACAGCAACAAGCAAGAUGGAGUUUCCCGAUCUCGGUCAGCAGUGUUCCGAUCAAACAUGCAAACAACUAGAUUUUCUACCAAUGAAGUGUGAUUCCUGCUCUAGGAUAUUCUGUAAGGAUCAUAUUACGUACUCAUCACAUAAUUGUGAAUCGUCAUACAAGAAGGAUGUCCAGGUUCCAGUGUGUCCGCUGUGUAAUAAACCAGUGCCUGUGAACAGAGGAGAACCACCUGAUAUCAAAGUAUCUGAACAUAUAGAUAGAGACUGCCAGUCAGAUCCAGCUAAGAAGAAACGAAAAGCUUAUGCUAAUAGGUGUAAUGUGAAAGGAUGUAAACAGAAAGAGCUCAUACCGGUUAUAUGUGGCUCAUGUCAGCUGAACUUCUGUUUAAAACAUAGGCAUACUACUGACCACAAAUGUGAAGGCUUUCAGGGAAGUGGUAGGGGAAUUAGCAAAGCUGGUGCUGCUGCAACUCGAAGAGUUGGUGCUAGUGGUAGUAGCAGUGGUAGCAAUCCACCUAGUAAUACAUAUAAUAAAGCAAAAUCAAAGCCUCAAGUAACUGCACUGAGCAACUAUGGAAGGGACUUAGAUAGAGAGCGUAGAGAAAGAGAGCAACAAAGACAAGUGCAACCCCAACCACAAUCAGCAUAUUCAUUACAAGCAGGCUUGUCAGAAGAUGAAGCCAUGGCACGAGCCUUACAGAUGUCAAUGGCAGAUUCUCAGCAACCGAAACAAGCUGCACCAAAGAAAACUUUAACUCGGCAAGAACAAGAUGACCUCGCCUUGGCGCAAGCGUUAGCUGCCAGCGAGGCUGAACACAGAAGAGAACAGCUGAGACGAAGACAGGUAAACAAACUAUAUCAACCUGAGAUCACAAGAUGGAAUAUCAAGACUGACGGAAACUAGAUUAAACCACAAAAUCUCAUCGAUGUAUUUAAACAGGGUUUCAUUACUGUACUGCCCUCUAUGGUCAACUUUGUUUAUGAUUACUCAAUGUAAUUCUUGACAUUUCUGUCAAGAUGUAAAAAAAUUAUUUGUACUGUAUAUUUUUUUAAAUUAGUGUUUGAAAAUCAUGUUUCUCAUCAACAAAUUGGAAAAAUAUAUAUUUCAACUGUAUUAUUAUGUGUAUGUUACAACAUUAUCUGCACCAUUAUCUGUCCACCCCAACUAUCCUCCAAAGGUGAUGUUGAUUGACCUGACCUCUGACCUGGUGACCUCUGGAGUCAUUCUGUGUGCAUGUUCUGCUAUCAAUCACUGUUACUGACAGUAGAUUUCUUUUAUUUACAGCAACAGGAGGAAAAGAAAGAGUCCAGUUGUUUAGUGGCUUAGAGACACACAUCACAACUAAAAACAAGUUUAAUUACACAUUCUUUCUUGUUGCCUUACUACCUACAUGGUUAUCUUAUUCUUACUCACUAUUUUCUGAUAUCAACGGGGUAUUCGGAGGAUUUUAGUGAAUGAAUUUUUUAUAUAGUUAGUAUCCAAUGCUUAAACUGCUGUUCUGAGUGUGUAAAAGGGAUGAUGACGACCAAAUUUCAGUAUGCAAAUCACUCUCCAUGGUGAUGUAUCUCGUCAUUGCUCAACAAAAGACUUUGCUUUUUCUGUCAUACACAUAUUCUGUCAUAAAUAUUUAUAGAAUACAAUUUCAAUGUUGAUAAGAAGGGAUAUUGCAAACAGCCAUGCAAGUCUUCUAAAUGACUGUCAAUCACAGGUUUAUUUAAAUAUAAGUGUUAAUUAAAACAGUUAGUAACAAUACAUCUUUUCAAAGCGGACAUUGGCAUAUUUAAAAUAUUUGCACAAUUACCACUUUCUCUAACAUUUGUAUACCCCCGUACAUAGUAAAUGAUUACAUUUCCUAUGAUGCAGUGGUGCAAUCCCAGGGAUCGUUGAGCCAAUCUUUAAAUUGUGAGUUAUCAUAUCAUAGCUGUUCUGGAGUUAACAGCUGGUAUAAUUGUGUAGUGAAUAUUAACUUUUUAACAGAUCACAAAAUCCUUUAUAUUAUCGACUGGAAGUGACUUACUGUUAGUGUGAAAUUUUAUUUUAUCAACUCUAGAGGGCAGUGUUUCACUUAGACGUACUGUAAAGGGGGUAAUUAUUCACUGGGUUUUAAUUUAGCUUAUUUCGCUGACUGGAAAAUGCGCUAAAUUAAAACCCAGUGAAUAUGUAAAAUUUAGCAUAGAACACAUUAUCUAAAUGAUGAAACCGUGAAUUUAAAACUGAAUAUGCCUGAAAUGGUAAAUCAGUGAAAUUUAAACCCAGUGAAAAUUAGUCAUUUUACAGUAUUUGUAGAUGUAGACCUAAUAAAGUUAGUUAAUAUAAAGUCAAAGACAUUAGACAACUAGUGUCUUUGGUUAAAUGUUGUAUAAAGCUGAAUUUCAACAAAACAUUGUGGCAUUAAAUGUUAUUUCAAAUGACACCGGGUUAUUAUCAUUUUACUUUCAAUUUAUAUAUGAUG
Molecule: messenger RNA, 2457 nt
Organism: Saccoglossus kowalevskii
Lineage: Eukaryota; Metazoa; Hemichordata; Enteropneusta; Harrimaniidae
Product: AN1-type zinc finger protein 2A-like
Biological process (GO): protein targeting to ER; proteasome-mediated ubiquitin-dependent protein catabolic process
Cellular component (GO): endoplasmic reticulum; cytoplasm
Molecular function (GO): zinc ion binding
Source: RefSeq, a predicted model, not a curated record